This is a messenger RNA of Schistosoma rodhaini, 1375 nucleotides long. The record is from the annotation of a GenBank genome assembly. NCBI's taxonomy places the organism in Eukaryota, Metazoa, Platyhelminthes, Trematoda, Strigeidida, Schistosomatidae.
UUCGGUCUUGGCGCAUCAUUCAGCAUGUCUAAUAUCGUUUAAAUAUGUGGUAUGCUACUCGGUGUUUCCGAAAUCCUAUCUGCGCUGCUGGCGAAAUUGUGGUUAACAAUGAAGGUUGGAUGUAUUCAGGCUUACGGUAAUCAGUUCAGAAAAUCUUUAUAAAAUAAUAUUCAAGAUGCUUCUAUGCUUACUUAUGAUCGUAUCGAAGCUUCCAAUGUGAUACAAAUAGCUAAGGAACUUACAAACACAAAGCUACCGACAGAUAUUGAAGUAAGUAAUAAAUAUAGUGUUAGGUAUCUCAAUCAAUAUUAUUUCGUUUUUUUUGUUUUCAGGUGGAGUGGCUGUUAAAAGCAGUUUGCUUAAUCGAUUUAACCACAUUAGCUGGUGAUGACACACCUGCCAAUGUACAAAGACUUUGUGUAAAAGCAGCUCAUCCUCUAAGUGAAUGCGUUUUGAAUAAAAUUGAAAAUGCGUUCAGUAUGAACCUACAAGAUUUAAGAACAGCUGCUGUAUGUGUUUACCCAUAUCAAGUUAAAACAUGUGCAGAAACGUUUAAGAAAUUAAAAUUACCAAAUUUUAACAUUGCUUCUGUUGCUACUGGUUUUCCUACUGGACAGUAUCCCCUAGAAACUCGGCUAUUGGAAAUUAAAUCAGCUAUAAAUGAUGGAGCGAAUGAAAUUGAUGUGGUAAUAAAUAGAACAUUAGCUUUACAAGGCGAUUGGGAAGGAGUUUAUAAUGAAGUAUGUGCAAUGCGUAAAGCUUGUGGUGAUCAAGCACACUUAAAGACUAUUCUUGCCACUGGUGAAUUAAGCAGUUAUGAUAAUGUUUAUAAGGCUUCAAUGGUUUGUAUGUUAGCUGGAGCAGAUUUUAUUAAAACUUCUACUGGCAAAGAAACAGUCAAUGCAACACUCCCAGUUUCAUUGGUUAUGGCUAGAGCUAUUCAGGAUUUCAAAGAAGUAUAUGGCAUCAAGAUUGGCUUUAAACCUGCCGGUGGUCUUCGUACAGCUAAAGAUGCUAUCGACUAUCUUCAAUUAAUUGAUAAUGUUCUUGGCUCUGAUUGGACAAAUCCCGAUUAUUUACGAUUUGGAGCUAGUUCACUAUUAGCCAAUAUUGAAACUCGACUAUACAGUCUAUGCCAUAAUGGUUUAAUGCCAUUACCUGGUGAAUUAGACUUCUUUUAAUUUUUUUCCCCCUGUUUUCUUUCAAUUUAUUCGACUUGAUUAUUUUUGAUGAUUAUGUUUACUUUUCUUUUUUUUUAAAAAGUCUUUUCUAUUAAUUUUUUUUAUACUGAUGAACCAAACGUUAUUUAUAUUUUGUACACAUUUCGUUUUGACUGCAAAAAAGAAUACAAAGAGGUGGUGACGGGAGUCGAGAG